This is a messenger RNA of Theobroma cacao (cacao), 554 nucleotides long. The record is from RefSeq and is a predicted model, not a curated record. NCBI's taxonomy places the organism in Eukaryota, Viridiplantae, Streptophyta, Magnoliopsida, Malvales, Malvaceae.
AUGGCUGAAUUUAAACUUUGUCGUGCUCUCUUUAUUAGAAUCCUCAACCAAAAUCUUCUCCACUCCAUUACAAAUACUUUCCCUAUAAAAAGAAGUUGGGGGAGGAAGCAGACCAUUUUUGAACUAAAACAGGCUGCAAUAGCCUUUUUCCGAGGACUUCCUAACUUCAGCAAAGCUUUAGGUCCUGUUUUAGGUUGUUUGGCAACGUGUUUGAUUCAAUGUGGUCUAUGUUUUUCUUGGAUAAAGGGCAUUGCAGUUUUUAUUGGGCUUUGGAUGCGGAAGCAUAGGUCCAUUCUUGGUACCUUAAUUAUGCCGAUUAUUGAAGCUGCUGGCUUUGCUAUUGAUAUCAUGUCUUUUCGUUGGAGAUGGAUGUUCAUCAAUACUAUUAGUCCUGACGUUUGCUGCUAUAGAGUGAAAGCUCAGCCUCCGUGGUGAGAUAUGUUCUCAAUGUACCUUAGACUAGUGUUACAAUUUGUCUUAUCUGGUGCUCUUAUUGUAAUAAGCAUGGUUCAACUAGCAUUUCAAGAGUAUCAUAAAAAUCUGAAUCUUCCAUU